UUAUUUUUAGCUUCUUCUCCUGAGUCUGACAGAAGCGAUUUGUUAUCUGAACUCGAAGUAAUGAAGACGCUGAAACCUCAUCCACACGUCAUACGCCUACUGGGAUGUGUUAUUGAAACUGGUAAAAUAUAUAUUAAUGAUGAACGCAUUUGAACGUACAUCUUUAGAAGUUAACAGUUAAUGUAAAACUGUUUCAGUUUCAGUUUCUAAAUUAUUGCUGGUAUUAUAGAAAAACCCGUAUAGUGUAAAGUGCCUUGACUUAUUUUCUAGAGCCGUUAUUGGUUUUGAUCGAGUAUGUCCCGUAUGGAGAUCUCUUGGGCUACCUGAGAAAGAGCCGUGGACUCAAUGAUACUUAUUUUAAAGACCCGGAUAUCAAGCCCCAAACAAGUCUGACGUCAGAGCAGCUGAUGAAGUUUGCUUGGCAAAUUGCUGAUGGAAUGAGUUACCUGUCAUCAAGAUCUGUAAGUCAAAGGAUCUGAGUGCUUUUAGAAUUGUGAAAGUCUAGGAAAUACUAUGAAGAACGUCAUCGACAUUAAGUUAUUAAUUAAGAUUUCUGUGCAAAAUAAGCAGCGAACCAUGCCAACUAUACUUAUCGAAACAUGUGCAAGUAUUUUGAUUAAUAAAUGAAUUAAUGAAUGACUGAGGAAUUAAUAUGCCAGUGGUCUAGAAGAUGGGUCAAAAUGGGCUAAUUUUGCUCUAGUACAAAUUUAAUUGAUUGGUUAAGUAUUUCUUACAGAUUAUUCACAGAGAUCUAGCAGCUCGCAACGUGUUAGUUGGGGAAAGAGAAACGUGUAAAGUGACUGACUUUGGAAUGGCCAGGGAUGUCCAGCAAGAGAAUAUUUAUGAAAGAAAGACAAGGGUAUCUGAGUUAAGAACUAAUAAGAUUAAUAAUUGAAGAUGAAGAGAAUUUAAAAACAAUGAUUUAAAUUAUAUUAUCCAUCGUGUUUGUCUCGCAUUAAGGUAGCCACACAGAUUUCGGGCAUUUCAAACUACCCUUGAACUCUAAAACCUACUUAAUUCAUACUUAUUUUGCUUGAUAAUUACUCUAACUUAAUUGUCUUUAACGUACUUCCCUGCGAAAGUAGGUAGCCUUCUAUAUAUGAAUCCUCAGACUUAUACUUUACUUAUUAAUAGGGAAGCACCAUGGCUACGAAAAUUUGGUAAACUAUCUAUCCGUGAAAAUUUGGUUAUGGCAUAGCGUACGCGCGCCCGUACGUACACUUCAUGUAAACUGACUUCAAAUGUCACAUUAGAUCGUGCACAAAUUGACACUAGCCUGUCAGCUAUGUAAGCUCUACGUAUGAGGAUGAAUCGACAGCUGUCAAAAUCAGACAUCCGCUGACAAUUAUCACAUGAUCAUCUCGCGGGCUCAGAUAAAAGACUAGUCGUUUUGUCCCUACUUAGAAGCUGAUAUAAUAUGGUACACUUACAAACAUAAAAUUGAAACUAAGCUUUCACCGGGCAGGGCUGUCAGUCGGCUGCCAGUAGUUUCAAGUUAUAUGCGCAAGCGGUAAAUCACAUUGCCGCCGACACGUUUAGAGAGGACAAAAAAAAAGAAAAAAAAGGAGUCUUUCUUUCCACUAAAUUUUAAUGUCUACAUUAACUUAGAUAACAGAGAAAGAGCAAGAACGAAAAAUAAAUAACAACGGAGACCAAUUUCGUUGGAAGAAAAACAUGAAAAUUACAUAGCGACGGUUAGAAAAUGAGAAAUGGUAGCGGCUACCAAAAUGAAAAUGAGCGGCAGCGGAAAACAGGGUGAACAGGAACAUAAACAUUUCCUCCAUAAAACGUGUAAAUAGGAAGUGAAAAAAAGUUUCACGUUUUAGUCUUGCAAAACAACAGCAAGGAAAUGUACAAAAAAGUGUGCUGCACGUGCAAAGUUGUUUUUUGCUGAUUAGAAAAAAGUGUGCUGCAAGUGCAAAGUUGUUUUUUGUUAAUUAGAUAUACUGUUGUUGUUUUUACCGCUCCCGUUGUUUUCACCCUGUCUUUAGUAUUACCGUAUUUAUUCGAUUAACCGCCCUGGGCGCUUAUUAAAUUUUUGGACCUUGAGAGUGGGCGCUUAUUCGAGGCUGGGCGCUUAUUGAAUUUUCAACAUUUUCAGCAAGUUUAGUAUGUGUAUUUUCCAACAAAACAAUAAAUGGUAAUAACAGAACGUGAAGAUGUAACAAAGCAAGGUUGCUGUAAAAUACUUUGAAGAAAACUCCGUCUUCGCGGAAGUCUCUUAUUAGUAUUUAUUCAAUUUUAGGGGUGGUCGCUAAUUUGAGUUCGAGUGGGAGUGGGAGGAAGGUGUGGUGGGGCGGGCGCUUAUUCGAGGCUGGGCGCUUAUUAACUUUUUCUGCCUUUAGGAUGGGCGCUUGUUCGAGGUGGGCGCUAAUUCGAGGUUGGGCGCUUAUUCGAAUAAAUACGGUACUCGAUUUUGUAUUUUCUUUGAGGAAACAAUAUCAAGGAGAGCUUCGCUUUUAGCCCUGGAUAAAUCUACAUAUUAAGAAUCUUAAUCUCAAAAAGAAUUUCAAAUACUUCUUUUUCACUCGUUCUGCGUCUCACUUUCUACCGCCAGGGACGUCUGCCAGUCAAGUGGACUGCAUAUGAAGCGUUGAUGUUUAACACUUACACCACCAAGAGUGACGUGUGAGUAAAUAGAAAUGAAAUUUGAGACAAUUUUGGAACAUCACGAGUGGUGUUUGUGCCGAAUGUCACGUGCAAAGUAUGCUAUUAUUUGUUUAUACCACUAUCCACAAAAGGUUUGUAAUUUUCACAUGUAGGUAUUUCAAGUUAAGCUGAAAUACCACUGCUCUAAGCCAAUCAAAUUGCAGAAAUUUCUCAAGUAGUGGCAUAACAGUUGUAUAUCGGUACGUGUGCGCGUACAAUUUUAUUUUGAGCGCGCGCAUUAUUUGUUUAUUUAUUUAAUUGACGUGUACAUUUAAUUCGUUUAUCAACGUCUUAAUUUUACUUUGCGUUAUUUUCCUCACUUAUACAUUGUCCGUGACUGUGCUCACAUGGUGGGUGGCUCCUCCUAAAAUGUUCUGCAAUUGGUAUAGGAUUUAAUGGAGCCGAAACCAAUUGUGGAAUUUCACGCAUUUUAGGCAUCCUACUGAUGAACAGUUGCGACACGUAGAUGUAUAUUUUUUAGCAACUAAGAUAAUUUGCAGUCUGUCUACUUUGAAUUGUCUGGAAAUACAGUUUUUGAUGUUGAAUAUUAUUGAGUACUUAAUGUUUUCUUUAUUUUACAAAUCAACGCUUGCACUUUAUUUGCAGUUGGAGCUAUGGCGUUGUUCUUUAUGAGAUUUUUACUGUAGGUAAGUUGUUGUUUUUUUCUUGAUUAAGGAUCAUGGCCUUCGUCGCGGAAGUUUCUUUUGCAAUAGGUUCUGGAGACGUAGUUUGUUUGAAUUCCUAUAUUUUCAGGUGGUUCUCCGUACCCGCGAAUGGAUGGCAAGAAAAUUGCUGGCUUGCUUCAACAAGGAUACAGGAUGCUAAAGCCGCAGCACGUGGAUGACAAAUUGUAAUAGUAACCUUUUAAAUUAAUGACAGUUUGUGGUUGUAUACUGUAUGUAGUUGUAUUAUUUUUUCGCACACUCAGUGGUAACAAUAGAUACUAGGUGUGGUCAAUCUUGGAUUAAAAGUGUCUUUGGCCUCUUAUUAAAGAACAUUUCGAGAGAAAACACUAAUCGAGAUGAGAUGAUUUCAUUCUCUUAGGUAUCAAAUCAUGAUAAACUGUUGGCAAAAUGAGCCAGAAGCGAGACCAUCAUUCACUGAUUUGACGAAACAGUUGAAGGACAUGGAAAACCAGCAUAAGGUGAGGUUGUCGUUACCUAGUGACAUAAAACGUAUUUCAGUGACAUCAGCUGAAUGCAUUGACAACAAUAUAAUUGCUCGGCUAUUAACCACUUUGAGGUUGCGCAGGAGGCUGGGUCGAGAUGGUUUCAAAGUGCAUUUUGGGACUGUUUUGGGGGACGUAUUUCCACAUGGCGGCAAAUUCGUCCUCCAAAACAGUUCACAAUGCACUUUGAUAAGAAUCUCAACCUGGUCUCCCGCCGAACCGCAAAGUGGCCAAUAGGGCUCAUCAUUUCCUGUUAGCUAAGCUGUCAGCAAGGGUGGCCUAUUCUAAAUAGCAAGUUUAAUCUUUUUUUUUCUGCAAUUUCUCAGUUACAGUGGAUAUGUUUUGGUUAAGGUUUGCUCUUGGUUUAAAUCUCAUGUUCCUUUGUUUUUGGGUACGGUACUGUAUGGUUAUGAGAUUGAAACAAAAGAAAAUAAAAUUCAAAACAAGGAUAAAAUUGAACUUCAACAAAUACAUCUUUCAUACAUUGCAUUUACCCGCAGAGCUAAGCUGAAAUAAAGAAUAGCAAUAAAGGGACAAUAGUCGAGAACAGUAACGACCUUAUAGCUUUUAAAGCCACAAGAAGAUCCCGUUGAAUAUAUACACCGUACUACUGUGCUUUUCACACACGAACUCUAAAGUUCAAAAGUUGCCUUCACAAUUGCGUUUUUCGCUGCCGUCAAUUAUGAUUACGAUUGUAAACGUCGAACCGUGAAACACACAAAACGGACCGAAAUCUACCAAUCACAAAUCACAACUGAACCAUGGCCUUUUGAACCCGUUGAAGUAAACUUCUGUUUCCUAAGAGGUCCGCUAAGAUGAUUUGACGGCAGCCAAGUUGGCUUUUGAACUUUAGAAUUUGUGUGUUUUUGAAAAGCGCAGUUAAGAGAUGUUUCAUGAAUUGUAUAAAAAGGCGAGGGGAGAAUAGAGAGCGGAAAAAAUUCACCUGUUCUGAUUAUUAUCAUACAUGGUAGAAAAUUGAAACGAAUGCAUUUCAUCCACAGAAGCUGAUCAACAUGCAUAUUUACGACAAUCAGCUGUACGCAAGAGUAGAGGACUUGAACGUCUAA
Messenger RNA from Porites lobata, 4884 nucleotides. Lineage: Eukaryota; Metazoa; Cnidaria; Anthozoa; Scleractinia; Poritidae. The record is from the annotation of a GenBank genome assembly.